CCUCACAGCCCAACCAAACAACACGGAAGAGACAACCACAGGAACAGCAGCUGCGGAGCUCCACGGCCUCCCUCUGCCCCCUGGUGGCGAGAAGGAAGAAAAGCAGGAGCAAGUGCUGAAAACGAAAAGGAAACUAGCAGCAGUCCCACUAACGACAAUGGAUCAGCCCUCAUUUGGCCAACAGGUGACUCUACCCCAGGCUGGCCUGAGAGGACCCAUUUCCCAUCUCACUAUUCUGCCCCAGUGCCCUGGAUCCUGCCUCUACCACUUCUUCCCUGCAGCGUCUUCGGUUCCCCCACCGCUGUGAGCCAGGUUCCCCCUCCAGGCUGCUGGGCUGAGACUGAGUCACUUCUUCCCAGGCUGUAAAUCCUGGGACAGCUCUGCAAGGCACCGUCACUAGGGACGGACUCAGGCAGCAGAGCCGCGCUCUCGUACCCCAGCCAGCCAGGCUCUCCUGGGAUCUGGGCUGGAAGAAGCUGCCGAGACCAUCAGUCCAAUCCUUGGUCUACAGGUGGGGAAACUGAGGCUCAAGGAAGGUAACUUGCUGUGUCACCCGAGAUAAGUCACUUCCCCUCUAUAGUCUCUGCAUACUGCUUUAUGUAAGGAGAGAGCUGGGCAGUGAGGCCAAGGGUCUUUCCUGGGCUCACAUCCAAGUCGGAAGGAAUCACAUCAUUUUCAAGUACCCAUGGCAGAAGAGGCAGCCAUCCUCAAGAUCACCAAAGACCUAAGAGCUGCCGUCUCUGCCAUCCUCCAGGGCUAUGGGGAUGGGCAGGGGCCAGUGACGGAUACCAGUGCCGAGCUGUACAGACUCUGUGGCUGCCUGGAGCUGCUGCUACAGUUUGACCAGAAAGAGCAGAAGAGCUUCCUGGGGACUCGGAAGGAUUACUGGGACUUUCUCUGCACUGCCCUACGACGGCAGCGGGUGGACAUGGAGCCAAUCCACUUUGUCCGUUCCCAGGACAAGUUGAAGACCCCUCUGGGGAAAGGCCGUGCCUUCAUCCGCUUCUGCCUGGCCCGUGGGCAGCUGGCUGAGGCCCUGCAGCUCUGCCUCCUAAACCCAGAGCUCACCAGGGAAUGGUAUGGACCCCGCAGCCCUCUGCUCUGCCCAGAACGCCAAGAAGACAUCCUGGACUCUCUCUAUGCUCUCAAUGGGGUGGCCUUCGAAUUGGACCUCCAGCAGCCAGACCUGGAUGGAGCCUGGCCCAUGUUCUCAGAGUCACGCUGCUCCAGUUCCACCCAAACCCAGGGAAGGAGACCCAGAAAAACCAAAGAUGCCCCGAAGAAGAUCCCAGCUGCAUAUGGAAGGCCCGAAAAUGUCCAGAUUGAGGACUCACACACCAAUCAAGCUGUCUGUCUGCAAGAUGCACCCAGUGGACAGCAGCUGGCAGGGCUGCCCAGGUCCCAGCAGCAAAGGCAUCUUCCUUUCUUUUUGGAAAAGAAGGGGGGAAAUUCCAGGAGACAUAGGUACCCCCAGAGUAUGUGGGAACCAGAAGAAGAGGAGCUUCAACUAGACCAGGAGGAAGGAACCCCAUGGAUUGAGAUGUUCCUGGGGAACUCAACACCCAGCACCCAGGGACAGGGGAAGGGGGCUAUGGACACUCAGAAGGAGGUGAUAGGGAUGGAGGCUGAGGGCACAGGGGUUCUGCUGGGUGCAGAGGGUCAGAGAACAACAGAGGAGACUCAUGAAAAGGAACCAGAGUGGAGUCAUGUCCAGAGGCUGCUGAUGCCCAGCCCCAGAGGGACCAUAGCGGGAACAGUAUCAGGGAGCAGGCAGGGAUCGGGGGACUCUAGCAUCCUGGGGGAGCCCUGGGUCCUUCAGGGACUCACAACAAAGGAAGACUCUACCAUGGAGAAUCCACAAGUGCAAACAGAAGUUACCCUUGUGGCCAGAAGGGAGGAGCAAGCCGAGGUGUCCCUGCAGGACGAGAUCAAGAGCCUCAGACUUGGGCUCCGGAAGGCCGAGGAGCAGGCCCAGCACCAGGAGCAGCUGCUGAGGAAGCAGGAGGGGGAGUUGCAGGCACUUCGGGAGCAGCUCAGCAGGUGUCAGGAAGAGAGAGCCGAGCUGCAGGCACAGCUGGAGCAGAAGCAACAGGAGGCUGAGAGGCGGGACGCCAUGUACCAGGAGGAGCUUGGAGGGCAGCGGGACUUGGUCCAGGCCAUGAAGAGGCGGGUGUUGGAACUGAUCCAAGAGAAGGACCGCCUGUGGCAGAGGCUCCAGCAUCUUUCUUCCAUGGCCCCUGGGUGCUGUGUGGCCUGUAGCAAGAUCUUUGGCCGAUUGUCCCGGCGGUAUCCAUGCAGGCUCUGCGGAGGCCUGCUCUGCCACGCUUGCUCUGCAGAUUACAAGAAGAGAGACCGCUGCUGCCCACCCUGUGCCCAGGGAGGAGAAGCCCAGGUCACCUGACCAAGACCAGCCCACGACUGGCCUCCCACCCGCUUGCCCAUCCCACUCAAUCCACUCCCUGCCCGUAGCUCUUCCCAGCCCUCUUGUUUGUCCAGUCCAAAUUCUAGACAUUGGAGAUCUAAGGCACCAGCACUUCUGUGGACAGAGUAGGGUGUGGGGAGUGGUUCCAGCCCUGCAGCUACCACAAGGAGCCAGGUGACUUUGGCGAAGCCCUCAGUGCUCAGGGCUUCUUCUCUAACGUUAGGAGUCGGGCCCCAUCCUCUCUAAAGUCCCUCUGGGAUCAGCAAAUCCAUGACUGUAGAUAAGACGCCAGCAGCCCUGACAUUUCUCCUCCACACUCCCCACUCACCCAGCACUGGUGCCCACCCUUCCUGAUUCACUAGAAGUGAAGCCUGCACUGUCUUGGGCUCUCCCGCAGCUUCUUGUCUAGAGUCAGCUUCAGGGAUCUGUGUUUGUAUUGCUGUGUUUCUUUUUAUGUUUAACAGUUUUAUUGAAGUACUACUGAUGCAUGAUAAACAUGACAGAGUGUA
Macaca mulatta (Rhesus monkey) is the source of this 2931-nucleotide messenger RNA. Lineage: Eukaryota; Metazoa; Chordata; Mammalia; Primates; Cercopithecidae. The record is from RefSeq and is a predicted model, not a curated record.